GCGACAACCCGAUUGCCGCUGCCGACGUUCUCGCCGCGGGCCGUGCUCAUGUACAGCGCAGCGGUCGGCGGGGAAGGUGUUGCGCUGCAGCUGCGGGAGGCCACACCAGCCGAGAUCGAUGCACGGCUCGACACGCGGCUCGACGCACGGCUGGAUGCGCGGCUCGACGCACGGCUGGACGAGCGGCUCGCCAUCGCAUGCCAUGAGCCUGAGCUUCUAGCUGAGCUCCUGCACGCUGCAGCGGAUAUAGAAGGCGAGCACGACGGUCUGACGGCAUUGCUGGGGGCUUCAUCGCCGGAUCUGGCGUUGGCGUCCGACGCGUCUGACAGCCUUCCCUUGCCAGACAAUGAUAGAGACUGCAAAACACCGUCAUUGAGCGUGGGCGGAAUCACAACAGUCUCCGUAGCGCUGACGGGCAUCGACUCCCGCCCACUCACGAGGAAGGUCCGGCCUAAACCAGCUUCACCCAACCGACAGGGGCCCCAGCAAUGCCAAGUAUGCAACAAAGUUUUUGGCAAUGCAUCCGCUCUCGCAAAGCACAAACUAACACACAGCGAUGAGCGCAAAUACGUGUGCAUUACCUGCGCGAAGGCCUUCAAGCGACAGGAUCAUCUAAAUGGGCAUAUGUUGACACAUCGAAACAAGAAACCGUACGAAUGCAAAGCGGAUGGAUGCGGCAAAUCAUACUGCGACGCGCGGUCACUGCGCCGGCACACGGAGAACCACCACCAACCUCAUCCAGAGAAAACCGGCAGCGCAGAGAGCUCGGGCGCGGAACGUGACGCGAAUGCGGCGCGCGGCGCGUCGCCCGCGUCGCCGUCGCCCGCGCGUGCUGUCCUGCAUUCCGACGUGAGACAUGUUUUUCUUUAUUUAUUUAACAAUUUUAUGUACCACACCAUAUUAAAUGUUGCAAAUAUUCAACAUAGUGAUUAUAUACAUAAGGCGAUCUUAUCGCUUAUCAGCGAUCUCUCCUAG
Zerene cesonia (dogface butterfly) is the source of this 975-nucleotide messenger RNA. RefSeq names its product zinc finger protein 541-like. The record is from RefSeq and is a predicted model, not a curated record. The transcript is spliced from 6 exons. Gene Ontology annotation, molecular function: transcription corepressor activity. Gene Ontology annotation, biological process: negative regulation of DNA-templated transcription; regulation of transcription by RNA polymerase II. The coding region runs from base 49 to 975 and encodes 308 amino acids. Gene Ontology annotation, cellular component: histone deacetylase complex; transcription regulator complex. NCBI's taxonomy places the organism in Eukaryota, Metazoa, Arthropoda, Insecta, Lepidoptera, Pieridae.